Plasmopara halstedii is the source of this 201-nucleotide messenger RNA. RefSeq lists its product as uncharacterized. The transcript is spliced from 2 exons. The coding region runs from base 1 to 201 and encodes 66 amino acids. The record is from RefSeq and is a predicted model, not a curated record. NCBI's taxonomy places the organism in Eukaryota, Oomycota, Peronosporomycetes, Peronosporales, Peronosporaceae.
AUGCGCAUAGAGCAGCGAUAUAUGUGUUUUGGAGAUGUUGACGCAACCCAAUCGAAGCAUCGUUGGUUGAAGAUUCGUCCAUUGGACAAUCCUGGACAAUCCUCUGGGCAAGGUGGUAACAACUCAAUGGCUGGGCGCCGUAUGAUGGGAAUAUUCUGUGAACUGGAUCUUUAUAUUUUACAUAAGCGGAGUUUCGGAUAA